Molecule: messenger RNA, 11650 nt
Organism: Tyto alba (common barn owl)
Lineage: Eukaryota; Metazoa; Chordata; Aves; Strigiformes; Tytonidae
Gene: HEPH
Product: hephaestin
Exons: 23
Coding region: 303-3791 (1162 amino acids)
Biological process (GO): iron ion transport
Cellular component (GO): plasma membrane
Molecular function (GO): oxidoreductase activity; copper ion binding
Source: RefSeq, a predicted model, not a curated record
GGGAGAGCGGCGCGCGGCCCCGUGACAUCACGGGGCACCUUUAAAGGGGCCCGCCCCGCCGCGUCUGGCGUGUCCCCGGGGAGGGCUCACUGGCGGGGCCGGGCCGGGCGUGGGGCCGGGCCGCGUCUACCCGCGUCCCGCCCCACCCGGCAGACUUUGUCCCCGCUGGCGCUUGUGCAUCUUCACUCCGCAGCUCCCGCCGCGGGAGAUGGCUCCCGGCUGACGCUCUCGCCCUUCCAGCAGAGCCCGCGGCCAGCCCCGCUCCGCAAGUCUAACCUCCAAAAGCGCCUUCACUUCAGGCUAUGAUGGGAUUGUUUUGGUUGUUUCUGCUUUACAUCCACAUGCUAUCACCUACAUGUGCUGGAGGUGUCACCCGAGUCUAUUACCUGGGGAUCCGCGAGGUGGACUGGAACUAUGCUCCAACAGGAAAGAACGUACUUGCUAACCAAAGCAUUGCACAUAACCUCAAGGCCUCAACAUUCCUCCAGUCUGGCAAAGACAGGGUGGGAAGCACAUACAAGAAAGCUGUCUAUAAGCAGUACACAGACUCCACGUACACCACUGAGAUUCCCAAACCUGGCUGGCUGGGGUUCCUGGGGCCGGUCAUCCGAGCAGAAGUGGGGGAUACUAUUAAAGUACACCUAAAAAAUUUUGCUGGUCGACCGUAUACAAUUCAUCCUCAUGGUGUUUUCUAUGAGAAGGACUCUGAAGGAUCCCUGUAUCCUGAUAUGUCCCCCCAGGAUCAGAAGAAGGAUGAUGCUGUUUUCCCAGAAGGGAAUUACACCUAUACUUGGACUGUCCCUGAAGAUCACAGUCCAACUGCUGAUGACCCAAACUGCUUGACCUGGAUCUACCACUCUCAUAUUGAUGCACCAAAGGACAUUGCAUCUGGAUUAAUUGGGCCAUUACUUACAUGCAAAAAGGGAAUACUGACUGGGAGUUCUCAAAAACGCCAAGAUGUGGACAUUGAUUUUUUUCUAAUGUUCAGUGUGGUAGAUGAGAACCUAAGCUGGUACCUGGAUGAGAACAUAGUGUCCUUCUGCACAGAUCCAGGCUCCAUAGACAAAGAAGAUGAGGAAUUCCAAGAGAGCAACAAAAUGCAUGCUAUUAAUGGUUAUGUGUUUGGAAACCUCCCUGACAUGACGAUGUGUGCUGGGGAUUACGUUUCAUGGCACCUCUUUGGGAUGGGCAAUGAAAUUGAUGUUCAUACAGCCUACUUCCAUGGAGAAACACUCAAUAUUCGAGGCCAUAAGACAGAUGUGGCCAGCCUCUUCCCAGCCACUUUUGUUACAGCAGACAUGAUCCCCAGAAACCCUGGGAGAUGGCUACUGAGCUGUCAGCUCAAUGAUCACAUACAAGCUGGGAUGGGGGCACUCUAUGAAGUCCAGCCCUGUUCUCGACAAGCUCCAGCAUCCAGCCUGGAAGGGAGAGUUCGGAAAUACUACAUAGCUGCAAAGGAAGUGCAGUGGGACUAUGGACCUUCAGGGCUCGACCAAAGCAGUAGGAAACGGCUGAGUGAGGCAGACAGAUCACCCCAUCUGGAAAGCCCUGCUGAGCAGUUUUUCAAGCGUAGCCCCUACCGAAUUGGGGGAGUCUAUUGGAAGGCAAAAUACGUGGAAUAUACUGAUGAGAGCUUCCGUGAGGAAAAGCAACAGUCAGAAGAGGAGAAACACCUUGGGAUACUUGGUCCAGUGAUUAAAGCUGAAGUUGGAGACACCAUCCUGGUGAUGUUUGCUAACAAAGCCUCCUGGCCUUUCAGCAUCCAGCCUCACGGAGUGUCCUAUGGAAAGGCGUGGGAGGGGAUGCGGUACCAUGAUGGUCUGUCCCAGAAUGGGGUUUCUGUUGCACCACUGCACAACUUUACGUACCGCUGGACUGUGCCGAAGCAUGUUGGGCCCACAUCCAGUGACCCUCCCUGCCUGACCUGGAUGUACAGCUCAGCUGUCAAUCCUGUCAAAGAUCCCAGUUCAGGCUUAGUAGGGCCUCUGGUCAUCUGCAAGCCGGGCACUUUGGAUGACAAGAACAAACAGAAAGGCAUCGACAAAGAAUUUUACCUUCUCUUCAGCGUGUUUGAUGAGAACCUCAGCUGGUAUUUAAAUGCAAACAUAAAGUACUAUUUGAGGAUGGAAGAGACUUCUGUGAAAAAGGAUGAUGGCUUCGAGGAAUCAAACAGGAUGCAUGCCAUCAAUGGGCUUAUGUUUGGUAACUUGCCUGGGCUGAAUGUGUGUGAAGGAGACAAUGUGUCCUGGCACCUUCUGGGCUUGGGCAGUGAAGCAGAUGUACAUGGAGCUGUGUUUCAGGGAAAUACCCUGCAGAUGAACGGGAUGCGGAGAGAUUCAGCCAAUCUCUUCCCCCAUACAUUUGCUACUGCCUUCAUGCAACCUGAUAACAGUGGGAUUUUUGAGAUCUACUGCCAGACGAGCAAUCACUAUCAGGCUGGGAUGAGGGAACGCUACUUCGUUUCCAAGUGUGGAAAAAGGGAUCCUGCUCCUGCCCUUCCGUACAAAGGGGUGCGGACAUACUACAUCAUGGCAGAGGAGGUGGAGUGGGACUACAUGCCUGACCGAAGCUGGGAGAGGGAACGGCACAACCAUUCUGCAGAGAGCUACGCCGAUAUAUUUUUGAGCAAUGAGAAUGGACUGCUCGGAUCCAGGUACAAGAAAGCAGUUUACAGGGAGUACGCCGAUGGGACUUUCCAGACCCCCAAGGCCAGGACAAAUGGUGAUGAACACCUAGGGAUACUAGGUCCUUUUCUGUGGGCAGAAGUGGGAGAUAUUCUCAACAUCGUGUUUAAGAACAAUGCCACCCGACCCUACUCCAUUCAUGCACAUGGGGUGCUGGAAAGGGAGACAGGGCAGCCGCAAGUAGCAAACCCUGGUGACAUUGUGACAUACCGAUGGGAAGUUCCUGAGAGAUCUGGUCCAGGGCCAAAUGAUUCAGCCUGUGUUCCUUGGAUCUACUACUCCAAGGUGGACCCAGUAAAGGAUAUGUACAGUGGUCUGAUUGGACCCUUGAAGAUCUGCCGGAGAGGGGCACUACAGUCUGAUGGGAUCAGGAAGGAUGUAAAGAGGGAGUUUGCUCUCCUGUUCCUGGUUUUUGAUGAAAAUCAGUCCUGGUACUUGGAGGAGAAUGUGGAACAUUACAGUAAGGGAAAUCACAAGGAGAUCAACCUGCUGGAUGACAAAUUUGUGGAAAGCAACAAAAUGCAUGCAAUCAAUGGGAGGCUCUAUGCAAACUUGCCUGGGCUGACCAUGUUCCAGGGAGAGUGGGUGAACUGGUACCUGCUGGGAAUGGGUCAGGAGAUUGAUGUCCACACAGUCCAUUUUCAUGCUGAAACCUUCAUAUACAGGAAUGGCAAAAGCUAUAGAGCAGAUGUUGUGGAUCUGUUCCCUGGGACCUUUGAAAUGGUGGAGAUGUUGGUUGGGAACCCUGGGACAUGGCUGCUUCACUGUCAUGUGUCUGAUCAUAUUCAUGCUGGCAUGGAGAUACUCUUCACAGUCUUGCCUAGACCAGAGCCAGCACUUGAAGUCGUAAACUACAGUGCAGAGUUGCCACCUGAAGAUAAGGAUGAGUCUCAGAAGAUCAUGCUUUUUGGAGCUAAGUUGGCUCAAGGGCAGAUAGAGGCCACAGUCAUCGCUCUAGCCAUUACAGGAAUGGUGCUCUUCCUGGUCGCCUGCACCCUGCUGGGAGUGGUCGUCUAUCUCGAGCGACAAAAGAGGUUAAGACGCAAUCGGAGGUCCAUCCUGGAUGACGGAUUCAAACUCAUGUCUAAAAAGAAUUCGGGGCUGUAAGAUCCAUGCACGAACUUUGAGCUGUAUGCCUGGAGCAGCAGCUGGAUUGUUGUCCACAGCAAAGACUUUGGGGCAUCAUUUCAAUAGUACACUGUACUUCUAGAAGCUAAGGAGCAUCCUCCUCAGCACUCUGUAAAGGAAAAGUCUGUCCAGGAGAGAUCUAAGGACCUUUUGAACUGACUGAAGGCAACUAACAAGAGUAAGAAGGUCCUUCUAAAACAGUCCUCUUCCCCAAGAGAAGAGACAUUUCCCCUGUUUUCUUCUCUCCAGAGCAACUCCACUUGGUGUUUCUUAGCAGGCUAGCUUAGGCUGGGUUCCAGUCUUGCUCCAUUGCCAGAGCUGAGCUGGGAAUUAUCUCCCAAGAAACUGUGAGUCUUUAAAGUAAUUAAUCUGAAGGGGGAAGAUAAUGUUUUCAUUUUUGUGAAUCAAUUAAGAAUACAGAAGAGAAAAAUUUUAAUUUAGAUUUGGAUUGCUGUGUGGUGAGUAAUUCAACAGAUGCAAAUUCAGGGCAGUACAUGUCUUAAUGUGAGAGCUCCAUCAAGGACCAUGACAACAGCUGUGCCUCACCAUCAGCCUUGCUGUGACACAUUCUUCUGCUCUCAGCACCUGAGGCAACAUGCUUUGAUAUCCAGCAUCCUGUGUCUUGUGCUGGGAGAAAAAGCUUUUUCCAAGUGCUGCAGAGCAGUCCUGGUGACUUACCUGCAUCACAGUUCUGUCAGUUUGUGUGCAUGAAGGGCUGUACUUCAGCACCUGUGCAGCUCCCUGGGCAAGAGGGACAAGGAUGCUGUGAUGUUCUGUGAUGUGGUUUUCUCUCUCUUUCAAAUGCAUUUUAUUGAAGGCUCUCUCCAGAGUUGAGCUGUUGCUGCAUUACUUCUGUGAGCCAAACGGAAGACUCAGUCCUGUGUGAGCUGGAAUUUAUGCCUGGGACAGAAAAAGGCAGGAAGUGCUUCCCCUAUCGUGGUGCAAUGGCAGUUUUGUCUAGACAAAUGUGGCAACAGUGAAGAAGGAGAAAGCUAAAGUGCCGGUGGAAUUUAGCAGCAUGGAGCAAAUGAGCUGCAGUCUCUGGAGCAUGAGGUAGUGUGGCCCAAGAUAAGGGAAUAUUUGCCAUAAGGAGGGGCUGUACUAAGGGUACCCUUGCCUUUUAGAUAGCACAAACUCUCAGGUGUUAGAGAUGGAGAAGCCUGUCCUGAUCAAUAAAUGCUCAUGAAGCACUGGUGUUUACUGAACCCUCUCUGGCUAAUGUCAGUUCCCGGGGGGGAGGAUCUGGGUGCUGGGGACAGCCUGCUUGGAGCCAGGAGGGGAUGGGGCCACAGUGCCUCCCCUCUGGCUCCAGGGGUGCCUUUAGGUUGGGGCACCUCUUGGUACUUGGUCUCUCUGUUACAGCUGCCUGCAGAAGCCAACUGUGGGGUCGGAUAGUGUAGCCAGAGGCUAACCCCAGAUCUCUGUAGCCACCCUCCAGUGGCAGCCGUACCCAUGCACAUCACAGUUACUUUGCCCUGCAUGUCAAGUGCCAAGCAUUUUCCUAUAAAAUAUCUAUCUUCCUAUCUCACCAGCUGAAUCCCCAUUAUCUAGAUGGAUGCAGGUUAGUGCUUACAUAUUUGUCUCUGGUUUUAAAUUGGAAAGGGCGUAAAAGAAAUCCUUUCUAGGUGGCUUUCAGAGGCAAUUAAAGCAGAGCCAGCUAAAUGGCUGUAAUGACAAUGAACUGCUGCAGGCUAUUUAGGUAUAACAGUGCCAUUUUAUUCAGAACAAUAGUUAUAACGUACUUAAUCAUGCUCAAUUCAUAUUGGGUCCAUGCAUAUUUCUAGCUGCCCUUUCCUUUGGCAAUGGGGACAAAGCUCAUUCAUUUCCUUUCCUUUCCUUUCAUUACACUUCAUUAAGCCUGAUGAGGAGCUGGAGGGCUGUUGAAUGCUCCGAACAUGGGUACUCUGCUCCUUGUCAGCUCUGGUUCAGCUGCUGUUGCAAACCAGAGAUUUACAAGCCCACCAGUCCUGGGAGAAUUUUAGAACUAUAUCAUUGGAAGUAAGAACCAAGCAGGAAACCUUUAUUUUAUUUUUCCCCUUGGCUUGUGAAAAAAAUAGAUCAAAAAAAUUUCUCAGUCCACACUGAGACAAACGAAUUAUCGUAAAUGUACUUACUUUCUUCAGAAAGCAGAAAGUGGGAAGUCUCCCUUUUUUCAGUUCUUCAGCCAGUAGCCAGGGCACUGAGCUGAACAGCAGACCUGUUUCAGCACUGGCUCUGAAGCAGGGCACCACAGGAACUGGAGCUGGGACUCCAGAUUUGCACACAUUCCUUAAACAGCAGGUUGCCAGAGUUCUUGCAAUGUCAUGUUUUUUGGGCCAAAUGGACCAUCAGUUUUGGAGGUCUCUUCUCCAGUCUUGGUAGUUAGGACACUCUUGAACCCACACCAUAGAGGAGGCUUCAGCUGAGUGGUAGUUUUAGGGAGGACUGUGUCCUCGGAUAAGAAAUUCCACCCCUGACUGAGUAAACACAAGGGAAAGCCUUGGACAAAACAGAUCUUUUGCUAAAACUUUCUGCUGCAACAACCUGUGAUGAAGAACAGUUUAUCAGCAACUUCACAACUGCCUCUAAUCAGAAAUUGGCUCUUGCAGCUGGUGGGUGUAUGAGGAGGAGAAGGAGAGAUGUUUCACAGUUCUGGUGACUCUGAGCUGGAGCCUGCAAACAAAUUGUGUGCUUUGGCAACAAGCCCUCUGUGAGCAUCCUACAGUGUCUUGUUUGUGCUUAUCCCCGAUGCAUGUAUGGCUACCAAGGAGUCACCUUCUUAAGGGGACAGCAAGGUGGGCAGGAUCAAGGUCUCAGCACUGCUGCUCCACAGGGAGACACUGGGCUGAGGCAGAAGGCUGUGCGAGUGCUCCUGCUUCUUUUGCCAGUGCAAAAUAAACUAGCUAAGGUAAAACUGUUCUGUAACGGUUCAGGAUAAAUAAUUUGCAAUAAUACAGAGUGAAAAGGGUUAGAAGUGCUCAGGUAAUCCAUUAGCAUGGCUCAGCUCAUAGGGACAGAAGGGUAGAAAUACAUAUAUCCGUGCUUUUAGAUUGUUUGCUGUAGGAAACUUAACACACACCCCACCUCCCACCCUUAAGACACACUGCCAGUAUGAAGCCGGAACAGGUUUAUCUCUCAGGUUUUGUAUGGGAUAAGCAUAAGAAGCAGCUAAUAUUUCUAUUGUAUUAAUUUUAGGUAGUGCUUUUUGUCUGCAGUUCUAGUAUUAUCCUUCCUAGGCCUCAAUUACAUGUGAUAAAACUUCUCAGAAUUUUACCUACAUGAUCACUCACCUAUUUAAAGUUACCUGUGCUCUUUCAACCUGACUUAAGUGAUUGCAAAGAUGAGUUACUGACUUACAUGGCAGCAGCUGCAUGUUUUCAGCAGGGCUGAGAUGAGAAUCCCUUUAUUAGUGCUGUCAUCUUGCUCAGUAAUGGGCAAAGUCACCACUACAUUACUUCAGCAGGCAGACAAUCGUGUCCUUAUUCCAUGUCAGUGCCAGGCCAAUGUUCAGCUGACAGUCCUUUGUACUCCCACGCAUGCUAUCGAUGUGAGAUGUGCAAGUCAAAAGCAGGGUGCCUUUUGGAUGUGCACAUGGAAUUAUAAAAUGCAUGGGGCUUUUUUCUCAAAACAGAAAAGUGAAUGUCAAAUUAACCUGAGGCACACCAUAAAGAAAGACUAACGCAGGUAAUUGCCAGUGAAAGGAUUUGAAUCUUUCAGGUGUAAUGCAGUCUUUUGGUUCUGAAUUAAAUGUAUGGCUUAACUUGCAGCUUGCUUUGCAAUAUAUAAUUGCCAUGUGGACUGUUUACAGUGGCUAUAAUUUUAUUGGCACAGCAAAUUAUAAGAGUGAUUGUAAAUCUGGAGCUAUGUGCAUGAAUCCUGCCUGGGGAAAGGAAUUCAAGCACAAUAGCUGCUAAAACAAGGUGAUCUGCAAGAUCACAAUCAGAGGCUAGACCUGGUUAGAAGUAAAACCUGGCAAUAUGCAUACAGAAGGUAUUAAACUUGUCAAAGCAUUAGUCUCAGACUAAAUUGCUGAAUUUAGUCACAGACUAUUCUGGCUAUGUGAUAACAGCAGGACUGGACAUGUGAUUGAUGAAACAGCUAUUACUGGGAAUUAACAUUUAUGGUGUUAAAAUUCAAAAACAACCUGUCUUGCAAAUCAAUUUAUUUGUUAAUUUGCUCCUAUUUUGGGGAAAGUAAAUCUAUUACUCAGUAGGUGUUUUUAAUAAACCUCAUAUCCUUUGCUGUUCUUGGGAGACAGGUUUCAUUCUGCAUUCUUAAACUGUGGGAAGAACGAGAGAGAGAAAACAGUCACCUAUCCCCAGUGAGCUCUAGAGGAAGUCUAAGGGAGUAAUUCAGCCUACUGGGAGACGAUAGAGGCAAAAAUCCUGCUGUGUGAGGGACAGUUAAAUAGGUAUGAUGCUGCUGCUUGCAGCGUGUCUGAGGGGUGCAAGAGGGAAAAGUGCUCUCUUAUUCAGUGUCAUCAAGAAUCACAAAGAAAUUACGUCUUACCUUUGUGUACAGAAGGAUGUUGUUGUAGUGGGGAGUUUUGGAAUCUGUCACUGAAAGAAGCUUAUAGCAAACCUGCCUGUAGGACCUUUUUAUUGAAUCCUUAUUUUUCAUAUUUAGGGGUUAUGCCAAGCUGGUGAAGAGGGCUUUAAACUACAGUUGCUGGGGGAGGGGAACCUCAAUCCAUCUCACUCCUACCAGCUUGAUUCCAGUGCUGGCAAUAGAUGCCCGGAGCCUGGAGAGGGUUCACAGCGCAGCAGGAGAGCACCUGAAGAGCAGCACAAAGGAAUUCUAGCCAGAAAGUCAGAUUCAUCAGGGACCCAACUUAAAUGCCUCUGUGCAAACACAUGUAUCAUGGGGAAUAAACAAGAGGAGUUAGAAACAUGUGCACGCCUGCAGGGUUACAAUCUUAUCCGAUGACUGGAGUGUCGGAAUAGGAUGAUACAGGCUUUUUAGGAAGGGCAGGCAGGGGGAAUCAUCCUCUAUGUCAGUGACCAGCAGGAGUGUGUGGAGCUCUGCCUGUGGCUGGACAAGGAGCCAACUGAGGGCUUAUGAGUCAGGAUUAAAGGUAUGAAAUCUUUUGCUUUGAGGUAAGCAAAGAACAUCUAUCUGGUUUUGGUCAGGCUGACCUGCUUUGUCAGAAACAAGCAAGCAGAAACCAAAGCUCAGGAUGCUGAAAAAGCAUAGUGCAUCCCUGCCUGCCCGUGGGCUCCUUUUGCCAGAGGCUGUGUCCAAAACGGCAGUUGCUGUUCUGUAGGAAGGAGGUUGAGGUCAUCAGCGAGGAGGUUCCUUCUCCACUUGUCAGUGCAAAAUAUGGACAGGUCCUAGGCCAAACAUAACAUGUGGAAGAGGUCACUGGUGUGGGCCCCUCUUGUAGCUUCAGUCACUCCAGAUCUGGGGUUUACCCGUCAGUUAUUUUACAGAUCUCUGCUAUCUCCACGGUUGGGUGACAGUGGGCUGCGUGAUUUACAGUUAGAUUUCGGGGGGCUUUUCAAAACCUAACCUGUUGAAAAAGACUGAGCAUAAGGAUUGUGACUAGUCCAAUUCACAGACUCUCAAUUUGUUAAAUAUCAAAAAAAUCCAAAGUGUAACAGGAUUUUAAACCAGGUGGCUUGUUAGCUGGAUUACAUUUAACUAAAAGCACUGCAGUAGUCUAGCUUGUCUAGAAGAACUCGUUAGUGGUGCAUUGAGCUGAAAAGUUCUUAAAUCUUCUUUCAUCAACACUUUGUGAAUAUAAAAUUCAGUAGGUUAUAACUGACAUGUGACCCCAGAAAACUUCCUUUCUGCUUCCUUUUUUCAGUGCCAACGAAAUCAUUCUUCUUGGGGAAAGAGCUGUUGUUUCAUUUAAUCUGCACUUUGCCCUAGAAGUUCAACAUCAUGUCUACAAAAGCACCUGCACACAGGUUUUAGACGCAUGCACAUUUUUGCACUGGCCCAGUGUACAGUGUACGCACAGGCCCUCAGCUGGAUCCUCAUCGUUCUGUGCCAGCCUGGUGGCUGGUGGGGAAUUUCCUGUCCUGCAUGAUGGUCUUACCAUGCUCUUACACAUGCAGCUCCAUAUAAAGCUGAGCAGGUCUGACCAUUUUUCAUUUGUCAAGGCAUAUCAUGCUUCUAAGUUGUAAUUUCUUUUUGUUUCACAAGAAAAGCCAAUGCACAUUUCCCGACUGAAAGUUUUUGCUUCAAUAAAACUGAAACAGGCAUUCCAGCUCUGAUUUCUAAAAACCUGAGGGAAAUUUAUGUCAAAACUAUGAACUCUCUUUCCAAAGGUGUUCAUAACGGAAAAUGGAAAUUAGCCCAUCAGUUUAUAAUGAUGUUUUGAUGCUACUGGAGUGUUUAAUUUGAUUUUUACAAGGUCUGACAAAGUAUUAAAAAAGAAUAAAUAUCAGUAGUCUUGACACAAGUUCUUCCUACCUCCUCUCUUACCUUUUUGUAUUUCAGGAGAUUUACCCAAUUCCUCCUAUCAUCUGAAACAUAGAGAGUAAGCAUAUCCAUUAUUAAAAAUGCUAACUAUCUAAAUAAAUCAUGAGGCAGGAGAAAUAGAGUUGUCUGUUUUCAUACCUGAAAAUUACUUAAGGAACAAAUACCUAAUUUGCUCAAGGUCAAAGAUGUGGUGAACUGAUUAGUCUACGGUGACUUUAUUUUGAGUUUGUUCCUUUCUGCAGCCAUUGGCACAAAACCAAAGCAGCCUUCUGGGAAAUCCCAAGGAACAUCUUGAAACCAAGCUGUCAUCUGAGCACAGUAGCUGCCCCUUCCUCAUGAGCCCACACUCCUUCCUCCACCUCCCUCUCCAUCCACACUCUGUCUAGAGAUUUGGCUGUAGGUCUUGUGUCAGAAUAGCUCAUAUCUCUUGGUUUUCUCUCUGCAGCCUUUAGAGAUCCUCAUCUUAGAGGUGGUUUAUAAAUUAGGCUGGAAGAACCAGCUAGGAUCCCUUGGCAUUGCUAAUUUCCAGCCUGAGAAGACCAGUGUGUGAUUGUAGUGAUGAGUCUUACGCCUUUGUUAAUGCUGCAGAUUCAUAGCUCAGAAAUAGCUUCCUCAUGGGUGCAGUUCUCCUUCUAGAAUGAAUGGGACCCACAGGCUCAAAGAUUCACUGUGAAAUUGCAAAUUGUACAUGUAAUAAGCAACAGUAAAACCUGGUAUUUUAUAAGGAACCUUCUGGGAAAUCUGCUGUUGGUGUCAUGGCUGAGUUAUGUGAUUUCCCUUGGGUGAAGCUGUACAAAGGUUUGAUAAAACGGAUUGUGGUGUUUCAUUAGCCAGCAAAUUUCCAACAGGCUGAUCAUCCAUCAUAGCAUCCAGUCACUGUCAGCAAUGAUUCAGGAUGUGAGACAAGGUCACAUCUUUUACCUCGUCGAGAAACUCAGAUAAAUCACUGUCAACGUAAAUCAUUGUGUUCAAUCAGGUUAAAAGCCUGAAGACUCGUUACAAUGGUCACAACAGACAGAGGUGGAGGGGUUGUGGGGAAAGGAGUCUUGAAUGAUUCAGCUCAGCCACAGUAAUGCAACAGGUGGAGAUGCCCAGGUGAACCAGUUUAGUUAAAAUAAUGGUUACUGCCUAGAUGCUAUAACCUAAGGGACUAUAAUGAAUCAGCUGGCAUCUUGAGAGCUUACACAAGGCUUUGGGAAUAAAUUGCUGCUAGCUUCUUUAUUUUCUAAUAAUUUAAAUAGAAAUAGGUGAAGUUGGGAUUUCAUGCUGUGUUACAGACAGCAAUUUCGUUCUUACCCAAGGGAACAUCAGUACUGCUGAUAUAAAAACCAUACCAUAAUUUGAUGGAUUUUGAAUAGUCUGGUGAAAUGGAAUCAAGAUUUAAAAUUCUUCUCAUUCCAUUUUGAGCAAAUAAAACCUGAUCAAGCCAAACA